This is a messenger RNA of Procambarus clarkii (red swamp crayfish), 2632 nucleotides long. RefSeq names its product Friend leukemia integration 1 transcription factor. Gene Ontology annotation, cellular component: nucleus. NCBI's taxonomy places the organism in Eukaryota, Metazoa, Arthropoda, Malacostraca, Decapoda, Cambaridae. The record is from RefSeq and is a predicted model, not a curated record. Gene Ontology annotation, molecular function: DNA-binding transcription factor activity, RNA polymerase II-specific; sequence-specific DNA binding. Gene Ontology annotation, biological process: cell differentiation; regulation of transcription by RNA polymerase II.
CCCGACACCAGGCGGCUCAGACCCACGUCCGCCAGCCACCAAUAAGGACGCUCCCACUGGCCCGCUUGUGUGUGCGAGUUGGCUGGUAGUGUUUGUUUGUGCGUGUGGGGAGCCCCGUAUCAGCGAGACUAUUGUGUUUGGUUCGUUCACCGCAGUUUAUCUCCAGUUGAAGAGAAGCAGGCGACGAGGACGGUGUCCUGAAGAUACGCCGCUGCAGGAGAGAGAGAGAGACACGCCCGCGGGAGCACUCAAGUCCGUGCCUGAAGGAGGAGAGAGGCCCGGCAGUUCCCGGGAGAGGUGUGAGUCAGCCCUGAGAGAGUGAGUCAGGCGGAGGAGUGAGCAGCAGCAGCGCCCAGGCUACACUACCUCCCUGGCCCGCCACACACCCGCACGCGCCCCGCAACCCUCCCUCCGCCGCCGCCGCCGCCGCCACCGCCGGACAUUGCACACAUAGUGAAGGUGCAUGUGAGCAAUGAUGGCUUAUAGUGUAGACACCACCGUUCUGGACCUUCAUUCCCUGGUCACCCCGGGUCUUGAGAAGUCAUUCACUCCCCAGACCUUCGGCGGGCAACAAGCACAGCAGCAACAGCAGCAGCAGCAGCCACAGUAUCAGAUGUUUGACACACAUCAGCAGGUGGGAUACAGUAAGUCCUACCUGGACGUGCCGUUCGGUGACUACGGUCUGUUGUCCCCGGGUGGGGAGUCCGGCUACAGCAGCAGCUGCAGUGUGGGUCAGCCCUCGCCCAUGAGCCGCAACGUUGGGGGUUCUCCUGCUCCACUCAGGCCCCCAUCUCGCACCACACCAGCACUCGACCUCGACAUGGAAGCUAGUUUCAUCACCUCGGCCACCAACACCCUCAAUAACUACGGCGCCGCCGGCUACGCCGCCUACGAGGCACAGAACAACGUGUGCGAUGCACUCAACUCAAGCUUCGAAACGAGCUACGAUCGCGGUCUGGACACGAGUUAUGGUUCGCCCCUAGCCGGGUACGCCUCGCCCUACGUUGAGCCGCCCUGUGACUCCCCCUACAGCCUCGCCGCCGCUAGCAGUUACGAGCCCUUGCAGCAGCAACAGCAGGAGGAAGACUCACAACAGUUCUGUGCACCUUCCGAUCCACGAAUCUGGACUGCCCAGGAUAUCAGGUCAUGGAUUGCAUGGGCAAGAAAAGAGUUUGACUUGCCUCCUACACUCAGCCCGUCACUGCUGCCCUCCACCGGCUGUGAACUCUGCAGACUGACCAGAAGCCAGAUUCAGCGCAAGGUUGGCAACAACUCGGGUCGAGUUUUAGCUCAGCACCUCGACAUCCUUCUUGGUAACAACGGUCGCAGCCUCCCACAGGACGAGUUUCCGGAUGUUCUAGAAGCUGAAGGUGACUCUCAAGAUGACCAGAUCGAGGGUGACCCGUAUGAGAUCUUAGGCCCACUCUGUGUCAAACUGUCCGCUCAGGGAUCAGGUCAGAUCCAGCUGUGGCAGUUCCUGCUGGAGUUGCUGUCAGAUGCAGCCAACGCCUCCGUCAUCACCUGGGAAGGUACAGCAGGAGAGUUCAAGAUCCUCGACCCUGAUGAAGUAGCUCGCCGCUGGGGAGAACGCAAGUCCAAACCCAACAUGAACUACGACAAGCUCUCCCGCGCGCUACGAUACUACUACGACAGGAACCUCAUGACGAAGGUACACGGCAAGCGCUACGCCUAUAGAUUCGACUUCCGUGCACUGGAGCAACUGCAGCAGACACAGCAGAGUGAUUCCCAGUCCCGUCCACCCCCAGAUCUCGCCUUCCUCAGCGCUGCUCUCAGCACCGCCUCCGUGUCCUCCCCAACUCACUAUUGGUCCUCAGGGAAUCCUGGUACACCUUCCCCGCGUCCAUGGAUGUAGGGGCCUCCCUCUCCCCUCAUCCCUCCUUCCCAUCUAGCUCUCACGUGCGUCCCUCGCCGGCAUAAAAUGUCGUGUAGAGGGGGUCACACGACGGAGGAAACGAUCUCAGGUGACUGGGGUGUUCGCGGCCCCUGCGAAGGAGUUCUACCGGUGAAGAGCACCAGUAACUGUACCAGUGUUAGUACCAGUACCUGUACCAAGUACCAGUACCAAGUACCUGUGCCGAGCCUUACCACUCCUGUGAUACCGCGAAGCGACCAAGUGAUAGAUAGCUAAGCCUUAGUAUUGUUGUAAUCAAAACGCGUCUUGUCUACCUCGCAUCUUGCGUGUACCUCGCAACUUGCGUGUGCCUCGCAACUUGCGUGUACCUCGCAUCUUGCGGAGACGGACCACCCAUACGCUCCCCCUCCCACUCCCCUGGCACAGCCACUUCCCGGACACGGCCCACUGGCAGUACCGGGGACUUGCCACUACUACUACUACCGGGUACUGGGGGAGUGACACUACCAGGUACCGUGUAUGUUGGAAUUUGGAGCCCGGUACGUUGGACCUCUGUGUCAAGGGUGAGUCCUGACGCGUUAGCUUCUGUGAUCUCUGAUUGUGUUAGGUCCCGGAGGCCACUGACCGCGUCCUCACGGCCUCCCUGUACAAACUCACUCUUUUGUUUUAUUUUGUAAAUACAUCUGUGAUACUAUUUAUAUAUUUAAGAUUUUUUUAUCUUUUAGGACUUUGUAUAAUAAAAUCUUUUGUAAUUAUAUA